Molecule: messenger RNA, 2382 nt
Organism: Syzygium oleosum
Lineage: Eukaryota; Viridiplantae; Streptophyta; Magnoliopsida; Myrtales; Myrtaceae
Product: probable disease resistance protein At1g15890
Exons: 2
Coding region: 130-1656 (508 amino acids)
Molecular function (GO): ADP binding
Source: RefSeq, a predicted model, not a curated record
CAAUGGACCACCACUGAUUCAACCCCUCUCUCUCUCUCUCUCUCUCUCCGUCGAGCAGCUUCAACUGUUAAUUGACUUUUCUAAGAUGUGAUUCUCAUCUUGCCAAUCUCAAUCUCUGCAGAAUCAGUCAUGGUUGAAGCAGCAGCUUCCGCCAUAGCAGUCGAAGCCUACAAGGAUGGACGUAGCAUUUUUGGCUACAUCAGUCAAAAAAUUGACUACGCUGAUGAUUUCAAGGUCAAUUUUGAGAAGAUGAACGAGCAAGCAAAAAUGCUUUAUGCAAGAAGGGAUGAUGUAGAGGCAGAAAUAAACAAAAACAAGAUGAAGAGGGCUACCAAGGAAUGUGAAGGCUGGAUUAACAGGGUCAAGGCGGCCGAACAAGAAGUACUCAAAUUGGAAAGCAAGUACAAGAAAGAGAUCGUGCAUGCUUGGAGAUACGCUCGAUUCUGGUCGCGUGCAAAUCUCAGCAAGCAUAUGGCCAAGAAGCGUGAGGAAUUACAAGUCCUGCUAGAAAAAGGAAAGCUUGAUAAUGGGGUGGUAGCUGAAAGAUCCCCGGAGCCCGUGAGAGUCAUAGAUGCUCCUAGCACUGAGGAUAAACCUUCGCUACACUGGGCUGUCGAGGAGAUUUUGGGUAAUCUGAGGGAGAGAAAUAUCAAAAGGAUCGGACUCUGGGGAAUGGUGGGGACUGGAAAAACUACGGUGAUGCAGAAUUUGAAUAAUUGUGAAGAGGUUAAGAAAAUGUUUGAUAUUGUCAUUUGGGUAUCGGUGUCGAAGGCGUGGAGCAUUGAGAAGGUGCAAGAUGCAAUCACACAGCGUCUGAAGCUGAAAGUGGAGGGCGGAGUCAACACGGUUGAGACUGCUCAACUUAUAUCAAACGAGUUGGCAGACCUGAGGUACUUACUUCUCCUUGAUGAAGUUUGGGAUCCUUUUGAUAUACAUGAGAUAGGUAUUCCCAACAAUGACAAGGACAGCAAGGUGGUAUUUGCCAGUAGAUUCCGUGAUUUGUGCUAUGACAUGGAUGCUGACGAGCUUGUCAAUAUGAAGCGUUUAUCCGAUACCGAUGCAUAUAAAAUGUUCGAAGAAAAAGUAGGUCGAACUAUGAAAAAUCCAAGCAUCAUACCUAUAGCACAACUCGUGGUUAGAGAGUGUGCUGGUUUGCCAUUGUUAAUCGAUAAAGUGGCCAGGGUUUUUAGAAAGAAGGACAACAUUCACCUAUGGAGAGAUGGAUUGAGGAGCUUGCAGAGAUGGCCCAGUAUCAAUAUCCAGGGCAUGGAUGAAGUGCUCGAAUUCCUCAAGUUCUGUUACGAGGAUUUAGAUGGGGAGGAUAAAAAGGUUUGCUUUCUUUAUGGAGCAUUGUUUCCUGAAGACUGUGACAUAUUUGUGGACUAUCUGAUGGAAUGUUGGAAGGCAGAGGGAUUUCUCCAUACCAUUGACGAGUUUCGAGAUGCACGCGAUAGAGGGCACAACAUAUUGCACGAUCUGAUUAAUGUAUCUUUGUUAGAAAAAAGUGCGAUGAAGAGACAUGUCCGAAUGAACAAAGUACUUCGUAAUAUGGCCCUUAAAAUUUCAUCUCGAGUCUUAGACCAUAAGUUCUUGGCAAGAACAUGCGAGGGGCUAAAGGAGGGGCCAAAGGAAGAAGAAUGGGCCUCUGCAAGUUGAAUUUCUUUGAUGGAUAAUGACUUGUGCAGUCUACCGGCAACACCAAAUUGCACAAAUCUUUCGACUUUACUUUUGCAAAGAAAUUACAAUUUAAUGAUGAUCCCAGAUAGCUUCUUCUUGUCUAUGCAAAGACUACGAGUGUUGGACUUACACGGUACGGCCAUAACAUCCCUUCCACCUUCUUUGUCUUGCUUGACUGAUCUUAGGGCACUCUACUUGAAUUCCUGCACGCGUUUAAUACAACUACCUUCAAGCUUAGAGGCACUGGUGCAUCUGGAGGUGCUUGACAUACGGCGCACCGGAAUCAUCUCUUUACCUAUUCAACUUGGAAGUUUAACGCAUAUGAGAUGUUUACGCAUGUCAUUGUCAAAUUGUGGCGCCGGAAACCCAGUCUCCAAGGUGAUUUCAAGCAUUUCAUUAUUAGAAGAACUCAUCAUUGAUGUAGACCCAAACACUUUGUGGUCUGAUCAGGUCAUGAGGACCAUCACGGAGGAGGUUUCUACCUUGACACGGUUGACUUCACUGACGUUUUCCUUUCCUAAAGUGGAGUGCCUUGAAAUCUUCGUCAGAUCAAGCCGGCUGUGGAAGGACCUAAGCUUCACAUUUCAGUUUUCAGUCGGUACUUGCAAUUCGGUUAAGUAUCAUAUUCUUGAUUAUUUUGAAUAUCAGUUGUGCAAGUGCUUGAAGUACGCAAACGAUGAAGGCAUACAUCCUAUGAUCUCAGAA